Molecule: messenger RNA, 2313 nt
Organism: Fomitopsis serialis
Lineage: Eukaryota; Fungi; Basidiomycota; Agaricomycetes; Polyporales; Fomitopsidaceae
Exons: 7
Coding region: 100-2313 (737 amino acids)
Biological process (GO): rescue of stalled cytosolic ribosome; protein ubiquitination
Molecular function (GO): ubiquitin protein ligase activity; ribosome binding
Source: RefSeq, a predicted model, not a curated record
CGCUUGUGGUGAGCGAUGUCAGUCGGACUGCUUCAGGGUCGACUUUCCCAGCGUUUUACUGUUUGAGAAACUUCGCUUCCGUCCACCACCUUGUUGAGAAUGUCUUCUGGUACUAUGACCCAAACCCACACUGCACCCCGCGGAGGACGCAAAGGAAGAGGCCGCGGCGGCCGAGGAGGCUCACAAGGACAGAACGGGAAGAGUGCAGGACCGAGAGUCGUAGAGAAGGCUGGCCAGGUUGAGAUCAAGGCUUCAGAGUCUACGAAGACAGUGCUGAGCAGCACGGAUGCUGCUCCCGCGCAGGAGGCCGACGACGGAACGUUAUGUUGGAUUUGCGCCGAGCCCGUCAAGUAUUGGUCCUUGUCGGAGUGCAACCAUCGCACUUGUCACGUCUGCGCACUGCGGCUGAGGGCACUCUACAAGAAACACGAAUGCACAUUCUGCAAGGAACCCCAGCCAUACGUUAUCUUUACGACUUCUUCGGAUGCGCUAUGGCCCUCGUACACGCCAGAUCAGGUCCCGUACAAGGAUCCCAAGUUGUCUAUCUCGUUUGAGACACAGGAGAUGAUGGAGGACACUCUGAUCCUCCUCCGGUUCAACUGCCCCGACAAGGACUGCGACUACGUUGGCAAUGGCUGGAGCGACCUGAAACUACACACCCGAGCAGCGCACAGCAAGCUCAUGUGCGAUGUCUGCAUACGAUACAAGAAGAUAUUCGCGCAUGAGCAUGCAUUGUAUCCUCCAGACCAGCUUCCCCUUCAUCUUCCGUCUAUGCAGCGCGGCAGGCAUCACGCAGUACCGCACCAUCAGAUAGAAGGCGGGGUUCAUCCUCUUUGCGAGUUCUGCCACGAGUGCUUCUUUGGCGACGACGAGCUCUAUGCGCACAUGAGAGAGAAGCACGAGGAAUGCUUCAUCUGCAAGCGCAACGAAGUCAAAGAUCAAUAUUUCCGGAACUAUGACGCCCUGGAGCAACACUUCACGCAUGCACAUUACCCAUGCAACCGUUCCGAGUGCCUACAACGCAAAUUCGUCGUGUUCGGCUCGCUCCUAGACCUCAAAGCACACAUGGUAGAAGAACACGGCGCAGACAUGUCCACGCGAGACAAGAAGGCCGCUAGUCGUAUCCAAGCUGAGUUCGAGUUCGAGGAGGUCGGCGGCAGACGAGGGCGAGGUAGACGAGACCGCGAGCGCGAUUGGGACCCACCGCCUGCACCGGCCCCUCCUGGCCCGUCGCGUCCCGCGGGCGCCGGCGGGCGCAGGAGGGAGGCCUUUGGCGGUAAUUUGACCACUCAAGACAUUAAUGCGAACGUGACGCCCAACGGACAAACACCAAACCGCAGUCGACAGCAAAGUAGACGUCCAUCGCCCUCUCCGGGCGACGCGGAAGAAGCUGGAACAUCCGAGCGGGCCGCUGUUCUAGUGGCACGUAUCAGCUCCCUCGCACCCAACCCAACCGCCGCUGUGCCCGCAAUUCAGGCCGCCAUGCGUUCCUAUCGUGUUUCCGAGUCGGGUGCUCGUGACUUGAUCUCGACUGUGUGGAACAUCCUCGACCGAAACCUGGACGGCACAGCGAGCGUCGUCAACUUGCUCGUCGAUGCGUUAGACGAAGAGGACAAGAAACGGGAACUACUCACAGCAUGGAACGGCUUCAAGAUAGAGCAACGUGGACAGUUCCCCCAACUCGUACCGACGUCUAUUGGCACUGAAUGGGCCGGUGUAACAAGCGGGCGAGUCCUCAACGCCAAAAAUUCGACGUCUACGCGAGCGUCCGCACAGUCAUCAAGACAAGUCUGGGACCGCGUAGCGCAAGCAGCUGCAUCAUCCUCUGCUUCACCAUCACCCACGCCUCAGAGAUCGCAGGAGCGGUUUCCUACCUUGCCCACCCCUGGGCCGUCGACGAGCACGACGUCGUUCCGUCAACCACAGCGGAUCACGCCUUGGGCAUCAGCCUCGUCCGCGAAGCCUGUUGCCCGCGUUCCGACGUCCGUACCUGGACCGGGCGCAAGUAUAAGUCGACCAGCGUCGUCGUUGUCAAAGUCCGCAUUCCCUGAAUUGCCGUCGGCAUCGAAGGCACAAGUCCCCAGAGCCGCUAUAGGCGGAAACAAGUCCCUGCGAAACAUCAUAGGAGAUGUCGCCCCCUCCGUGCCUGCGUGGACCAAUGGUGGCAGCAGCUCAAACGGUGCAAACGGCUCGAAUGACCCUACACCGGCAGAGGCGAACUCCGUGCAAGCAGAGCAGACAUCAGGCAAGGGAAAGAAAGGCAAAGGGAAGCAAAAGCAGACGCUGUUCACUCUGGGUACCUUCCCGACUUGA